Messenger RNA from Malania oleifera, 1451 nucleotides. RefSeq names its product large ribosomal subunit protein uL10. Lineage: Eukaryota; Viridiplantae; Streptophyta; Magnoliopsida; Santalales; Ximeniaceae. Gene Ontology annotation, molecular function: large ribosomal subunit rRNA binding; structural constituent of ribosome. The coding region runs from base 300 to 1265 and encodes 321 amino acids. The record is from RefSeq and is a predicted model, not a curated record. Gene Ontology annotation, cellular component: cytosolic large ribosomal subunit. The transcript is spliced from 5 exons. Gene Ontology annotation, biological process: cytoplasmic translation; ribosome biogenesis; ribosomal large subunit assembly.
AUAUUUUAAUAUAAAAAAAAUAAAGAAAAAGGCAAAAACUCCUUCCGAGGGUUCAUCUCCUCACUACGUCGCCGCCCUACUAUAUAAGUAUGUUUUCCUUCCCGGCUGCAAAACCAGGCUUUUAGGGUUUUUCCUCAAGAAGUUCAGAACGAUCCUAGAAUAGACGAGGUUAAAGAGACGGCUCGGAUUGCUGUCCGCCUUGACAAAGCACUUGCUUCGUCUUGGCCCUCAUUUUGCUGUGAUUAGGUUUAAUUUUUUCUAUUUAUUUUCCCCAAAUCUUAAGCUAGAUCUCUGUAUCAAUGGCGGUGAAACCAUCUAAGGCCGACAAGAAGAUAGCGUACGAUCAGAAGCUCUGCCAACUUCUGGACGAGUACAGUCAGAUUCUGGUGGCGGCGGCCGACAAUGUUGGGUCAAACCAGUUGCAGAACAUUCGGAAGGGUCUGCGCGGCGAUUCCAUUGUUCUGAUGGGGAAGAACACCAUGAUGAAGCGGUCCAUAAGGAUUCAUGCCGAGAACACUGGAAACAAGGCUUUUCUCAACCUCAUUCCUUUGCUCGUGGGAAAUGUUGGUUUGAUUUUCACCAAGGGGGAUUUGAAGGAGGUGCGCGAAGAGGUCGCAAAAUACAAGGUUGGAGCUCCUGCUCGUGUUGGGUUGAUAGCGCCGAUUGAUGUCGUUGUCCCACCUGGCAACACAGGACUUGAUCCUUCCCAGACCUCUUUCUUCCAGGUACUCAAUAUUCCAACCAAGAUUAACAAGGGUACUGUCGAAAUCAUCACCCCUGUGGAGCUUAUUAAGAAGGGUGACAAAGUGGGCUCUUCUGAGGCUGCCCUUCUUGCAAAGCUAGGAAUAAGGCCCUUUUCUUAUGGUCUUGUUAUCCAGUCUGUCUAUGAUGAUGGCUCAGUUUUUAACCCAGAGGUGCUUGACCUGACUGAAGACGACCUCGUUGAGAAGUUUGCUACUGGUGUCUCCAUGGUUACUGCACUUUCGUUGGCGAUCUCGUACCCAACCCUGGCUGCUGCAGUCCACAUGUUCAUCAAUGCCUACAAGAAUGUCCUGUCGGUUGCUCUUGAAACUGAGUAUUCAUAUCCCCAUGCAGAUAAAGUGAAGGAGUAUCUAGAGGAUCCUAGCAAGUUUGCAGUUGCUGACGCUCCAGUUGCGGCUGCUGAUUCUGGUGCUGCUGCUGCUGCUGCUGCUGCUACUGAGGAAAAGAAGGAAGAACCUGCCGAAGAGUCUGAUGAUGAUAUGGGCUUUGGUCUGUUUGACUAGGUUCCAUGUUUUAUUAUGAUACAACUCUUAUGCUUGAGUUGGGAUUUCAGACUGACGUUUUUUUCACUUGUGAUUUUCUAGUAUUAGUCCAGAUGAAUAUUGUUAUUUAAGACUUGAGUAGUUAUUAUGUGUUUUGAAUUAACUUGUUGAUUCACAUUCUGCAGAUUAUAUGAUCUACCCUUUUUU